UGACCAACAACAAGUCGAGUCACGAACUGUUGUGUCUUUAUUUAAACUGACGUGAGGAAUGCACGUUCUUUAUUAUUAUUAUUAUGAUCCGUUCUUUACACAAAUGACUCUUAUGUCUUAUUUUAAACUGUCUGUGAAGAUUCUCAGUCAGGUCAAGGUUGAAGAGUUUCGUUAUUCUCGUUCUGAUUUACACCAUGUUGCUCAACGGUACUGAUAAAAGAUCACCAGGCUUUGCACCGAAAGACAACGUCAGUGGCUGAUAUGGAGCAACAAUAUGUGGGUGUUUCUUUUGUAUUGAGGACAGUGGUAGAGUGGUUACAUGCUGUAGGGGGCGCACACCACAAUCUCCCCCUCAUCGUGACGUUAUUACACUCAAGUCAAUUAUUACUCAGUAGGUACACAAGUCCAGUCAGAGUUCUAACACACACCAUGACUGCUCCAUGAAUCCACCAGUCUGUUCUUCACAGGUUUUCUGUGGUCUGAUCCAGUGAAGACUCCAUGGCACGUGUCCUCUCCUUGUUUCGGGUUCAGCCUCUCCUGGCCCUGGUGGACAGGAGCAAACCUGCAUACAGAAAGAUGUCAAUGGACUGGAGGGCACGCCAAGUGUUUGCAGCAGCAGUGGAGUCCGUGCAGCCUGACACUGUGGUGCGACAGAGUAUAGAACGCAGAGACGACUCUGUCGUUAUCAGCGGUCAGAAAUUCACUCUCAAACACAACCUGCACCUGGUCGGUUUUGGGAAAGCCGUACUGGGAAUGGCUGCCGAGGCAGAGAGGAUUGUGGGGGAUCACCUUGUGAAAGGAAUCAUCAGUGUGCCCCAUGGUAUUCAACAGACGUUAAGGCAGCACGGAAGAGACCACCUGUUGUUAAAAGAGAACAGUCCAAUCAAAGUGGUCGAGGGAGCCAAACACAACCUACCUGAUGCUGACGCUCAGGAGGCAGCAGAACAGAUGAAGAACCUGGCCGGUCAGCUGACCGACCAGGACCUGCUCCUGGUACUGAUUUCAGGUGGAGGCUCUGCACUCUUACCUGCACCCGUCCCACCGAUCGUGUUGCAAGAGAAACUGGAUUUGACCCGUAGACUCGCUGCUGCUGGAGCCACAAUCCAGGAGCUGAACACAGUCCGCCGCGCCCUGUCUUUCCUAAAAGGUGGAGGACUUGUACGCCACGCUCGUCCUGCGCAGGUGGUAGCUCUCGUUUUGUCUGACGUGAUCGGAGACCCUCUGGACCUGAUAGCCAGUGGUCCCACGGUCUGCGGGGACUCGAGGUCUGAGGACGUCUAUUCUGUCCUGGAACGAUACAAACUGUUAGACUCUCUACCAUCAUCAGUGAAGGAAGUUCUUGCAAAACCAAAUCCUUGGAGCGACGAUACGUCAGAAAACGUUUUCAACUUUGUGGUUGGCUCCAACAGCAUCGCCCUCAAACGUGCAGGCCUCCGUGCCAGAGAGCUGGGCUUCCGACCUGUUGUUCUGUCUCCAGGAGUUUGUGGAGAUGUCAGGUCAGUUGCCAGACUCUACGGCCUCCUGGCUCGAUUGGCCUGUGCUCAGGACGACCCCCCCCCUGAAGUAUCUGCUGAGGUGCUAAAGCUCGGGCCUGAAGUUGGUGUGCAGAGCUGGGACCUGCACAGAAUCCUGAAGAUCUUGGAAGAAGGGCGUACAGAGGGAUGGGGCGCCACCUGUCUGUUAGCAGGAGGCGAGCCCACUGUGGAGCUGACAGGAAAAGGUCGGGGGGGGCGAAACCAGGAGCUGGCUAUGAGAGUUGGACUGGAGCUGAGAGGCUUACCGCUGCCCCCUGAUGGUCCAGUGUUCCUGAGCGGAGGCACCGAUGGUCAGGACGGACCCACGGAGGCAGCGGGGGCUACGACUGAUGGGGGGCUGUAUGAAGAGGCACAAACACAGGGACUGGACAUCAGCAGCUUUCUACACAACAACGAUUCUUACACAUUUUUUUCACAACUCUCUGAAGGGCAGCGCCUACUUGUCCCCGGUCUAACGUGCACUAAUGUGAUGGAUGUACACAUGCUACUGAUUCCUCCAAUUCCUGUAACAGAAAGAUAAAAGUACACGAUGAUGAUGAUGAUGAUGAUGUGGUUCAGUAACACAGUUCACAGUUCACAGAAUCCAAAACAGCAAACAGCUCCAGGGAGUACGGUUGACAAUUCUCAGUAAUGUUGUAAUUUAAUAAGUGUUGUGAAACCAGUCUAGUAUGAAAGUAAAGAGAGACAGGUUUAGUUUAGUUCUCUUGUGUUGACCUUGAUUUUCCUCAUGCUUUGACUUAACAUCACUGACUGAAUUCUUAAGCAAAUUACAACAGUGUUAUGUGUAAAAAAAAAAAAGUAAAUUUCAUUUUCCUCAAGAAUGUCUUUUUCUGCUCUUGACAGAUUCAUCACAUCUGAAACGUAUUUUUUGACCAGUAGGGUUGAUUUUAUUUUUUUUUCAGUUUAUAUAAUCACAAUCUAAAAUGUAUUAAAAGAAAAGUCCAUAAAAUAUGAAAUGGUAAA
Molecule: messenger RNA, 2498 nt
Organism: Cynoglossus semilaevis (tongue sole)
Lineage: Eukaryota; Metazoa; Chordata; Actinopteri; Pleuronectiformes; Cynoglossidae
Gene: glyctk
Product: glycerate kinase
Exons: 5
Coding region: 499-2055 (518 amino acids)
Biological process (GO): protein phosphorylation
Cellular component (GO): cytoplasm
Molecular function (GO): glycerate kinase activity
Source: RefSeq, a predicted model, not a curated record